AUGGACAGUAAUACAAGUAAUUGGGGCACAGAAAGCUGGCAGGUUCUCAACACAAACAAUUCGAGCUCAGGUACAAACUCCCCUCGUAUAGUGAACUCAGCAAAGAUAAAGCCUAUUGACACUCCCAAUAAGCAGAGUGUCAUGUUGAUUAAUGAUGAUAAGGAUAUGGAUGUGGACCCUCUAGUACGGGCUAAUCAGUCACAUUAUGAUAAAAGUGAUGGCGUUCAAACCCCACAAGAGAAGGCCUCCUCCUAUACGAUCAAGUUCCAUUCUCCAGUUGGUUUUCAUGAAGGAUCUCCUAAAACUGAUACUAAUCUGUCGUUAAGUUUGAAAUCAUCACCAGCUAAUCCUCAUAUGUCUGAUAUAACCCCUAUAUCCAAAAGACAAGAUGUUGUUGGUAAUACAAAGAAUGCAUUAGACUCUGUGACUGAUAUAAUUGCAGCUACAAAUAGUGGCACUCCAUCUAGAAACCAAUCUGUAUCAGGUAGCUCCACUUCAUCAUUCUUCGACAACGUUUUGAACUCACUACAAUUCAGAUCGAAUUCCGUCUCCAAUUCCAAUUCGCCCCCUCAUGAACCUUCUCAAACGGUACUGUUAAGAGACCCAUCUCAUGGCGUUAAAGAAUAUUUCUAUCAAAGGAGAGCAAGUGCUGCCGACAUAGAAGCAAAUUAUAAUUCUACGAAUUUUGUCAAGGAAACAUAUAAAGAUACUAAUAUUCAUUAUGCUACGAAGGAGAGGAAUGCAGAUUUCCAUUUCAUUUUCACAACUAUUCCUACAUCAGAUCGUCUCUUGGACGAUUUUAUUUGCGUUUUAAAUAGAGAAUUUCCUUACCAGGGAAGUCUUUACAUUUCUGAAAAUCAUGUCUGUUUUAAUUCUACUUUACUUGGAUGGGUGGCCAAAAUUGAAAUUCCAUUACAAGAUAUAAUUUCUUUGGAAAAGACUUCAUCUAAUGGGUUAUUUCCAGGUGGGAUCUCUAUAGUGGCCAAAAACCACGCAAUGAGAACACAAUUUAAUGGAUUCGUAUCGAGAGAUGCCGUAUUUGAAUUAUUGAUAUUGUUAUGGUCCGAUGCAACAGCAGGCACCGAUUUAAUGGGAAGAUCACAAGAAACAAUACUUUCUUCGACGAUGAAUGAUCGUCCCAUAAUGAUUGAUUCCACAUUUACAGAUUUAAUACGUCCAAAUUCUGGUCAUAACAGGAAAAUAUUAAGAGACCCAAGAACAAUAAAUAAUGAUGCAAUAAUAGAUAAGGCAAUAAAUUCAGUGGAUGGUGACGAUGAAGAUGAUGAUGAUGAUGAUGAUACUACCACUGAAGAAGAUGAAGAUGACUCUAGAUCUAAUUCCAACCCAUUGAUUGAUAAACAAAUUACUUUGAAGGAGACUCAGAAAUUUUUCAAAUUUAAAGAAGGAUCGAACUUCCACUAUGAUGGACCUUUCAUUCAUCAUGAAACUGAAUUUCCUUAUGAUCCAGAGAAAAAUGAUGAACAUGUAUUAUCUGAAUUAGAGUUUAAUGGCGCACCAGGUUUAAUUUUCGAAUUAAUUUUCAGUGAAACUAAUCAUUCCUUCUUGUUAGAGUUUUUGAAGAGUCAGGAAUCGUCAGAAAUAUCGCCAAUUGGAUCAUUUGAUAAAGUUGGUAAGGAUGGAUUCCAUUUUAGAGACUAUUCAUACAUUAAGAAAUUAAAUUUUUCAGUGGGACCCAAAUCAACUAAUUGUGACGCCGAAGAGACUCUAAUUCAUCAGGAUAAUUAUGAUUAUAUUAAUAUAGUGAAUACAACAAGAACACCCAAUGUGCCAAGUGGGAAGAGUUUUUCUACUAAGGCAAGGUAUAUGUUCAGAUGGGGUUCAAACACCACAUGUGUCUUGAAGAUUUCCUAUUGGGUGGAUUGGACCGGAUCUAGUUGGAUUAAACCAUUAAUAGAAUCAAGUGUAAAGACAGGGAUGACAUCAUCCACUGAAGAUUUAGUCAAACAAUUGGGUAAAUACGUGGAAGAUUAUGUGGAAGAAGUGGAAGUGGAUGCUUCAAUGUCGACGACUGAAUACGCAGCGGGGUCUAUACGCCACGAGCAACGAAGUGUCGUAUCUGAGAAGAAUAUUUCAUUGAUAGAUGAGAAGAUAUUCAUGAAAGACGAAAGUAUGCGAAAGCAGAUUGAACCCGUCAAACUCAUCAAUCCAAGUGGGAAACACAUAAGAUGGAUAGAAAGGUAUUUGCCCUUCAUCCUUAUUGCAAUAUUGAUUCUAUUUUGCAUCAACGUUUGCUAUAUUAUACAUUUACAACGAACUAUUUCCAGAUUGGAAACCAUGAUAACUAUGCCCAAUCAUUUUCUUGCAACUGAAAGAGAGCCAGUACUUUCCUCCAAAAUAAUUGACAUUCCAGCUAAAUUUGAUAUAUUUAAGCGAUGGAUUCAUAACAACGAAGGUGAGGUCAACAACGAAAAAGUGUUGGAGCAAGUUUAUUUGUUUUUGAGGAGCAUUUUACAAAAGGGUGAUAAUUCUGAAAAAAAUAUGAAGUUUCGGAAGGAAUUAUUGGAAAGGCUAACAAAUUUAAUGAAUUCAUGA
Molecule: messenger RNA, 2553 nt
Organism: Naumovozyma castellii
Lineage: Eukaryota; Fungi; Ascomycota; Saccharomycetes; Saccharomycetales; Saccharomycetaceae
Gene: LAM6
Product: Lam6p
Exons: 1
Coding region: 1-2553 (850 amino acids)
Source: RefSeq, a predicted model, not a curated record